Molecule: messenger RNA, 618 nt
Organism: Mycena indigotica
Lineage: Eukaryota; Fungi; Basidiomycota; Agaricomycetes; Agaricales; Mycenaceae
Exons: 3
Coding region: 1-618 (205 amino acids)
Source: RefSeq, a predicted model, not a curated record
AUGGAGUCCCAAAUCACCCUCGUCGAUGCCAAACCAACCAUUUUAACCUUCUACCCAAAUAGCAUGGUGUCCGCGACCGUCUCUGCGCUCUACACAAUCACGACGAACUCGCUCGACUGCACGACUAUCACGCACGCCCAGACGGGCGCCAUCGCAGCAAAGAUCACGCGGCGUCUGCUGCUCCCGGACAGCGUGUCGUUUGCCGGCCCGGACGGAAAGCUAGAGGCGGUUCGGAUGGGCAAGUGGAUGCGCGACGCCAAACCGCAGACGCCGGGCGGCCGCUCAGGACACAUCCUCGAGACAAACACGGGGCUGCGCUGUUUCAUCUGCACCCACGUCGAGCACCGCGUUGCACUCUUCCACGAAGGGGACCCGUCAGAUGCGAAGCCGCUCGCGCGCUGGCGGCUAGCCGACCCCGAGGCACCGCUCAGCGGCGUGGCGCUCGUGCUCGACGGCGUCCCCGCCGACUUCCAGCUGCACGUGCUCGUCGCGUUCAUCAUCCUCGAGCACCGCAUGCGGGCGGACGAGAAGUGGAGUCUGACGGCCGAGGCACGUGUCACGCAGGACGGGUAUAACUACGGCGCGCGUACGCAUGGGACAGGGCAGUACAUGGAAUGA